Messenger RNA from Penicillium angulare, 1590 nucleotides. Its product is annotated as origin of replication complex subunit 5 family protein. Gene Ontology annotation, cellular component: nuclear origin of replication recognition complex; nucleus. The transcript is spliced from 3 exons. Gene Ontology annotation, molecular function: DNA replication origin binding. Gene Ontology annotation, biological process: DNA replication initiation; DNA replication. The record is from RefSeq and is a predicted model, not a curated record. Lineage: Eukaryota; Fungi; Ascomycota; Eurotiomycetes; Eurotiales; Aspergillaceae. Bases 1 to 1590 code for a protein of 529 amino acids.
AUGCAGCCCACCGAAGUUGUCCGCUCUUUGAGCGCACAAUGGCCCUGUCGGGAUGUUCAAGCGCGACAACUUGCCAGCUUACUCCAUCCUAAGUUACCUAGUCCACCGACCCUAGUCGUUCAUGGUGUUUCAGCUACUUGCAAAUCGACAAUUGUUCGUGGUGUUCUUUCCACGCUCCAGGCGCCGCAUGCCGUCAUUCGGAGCUCAGAAUGUAUCACAGGACGGCAUCUACUGACUAAGAUUCUGUGGAAUACACUGGAGGCAUUUGAUCAGCAAGCUGAAUGGGAAAGAUUCGGAAAGGGACGCUGUGAACACGUCAGCACUCUCGUCGUGCUUUUAGAAGAAUGCCUGGCGGCGAGACCAGUUGAGAAACAAGGCAAAUUUGUCCUGGUAUUGGAUGAAAUUGAUCGGCAACGAGAGGCAUCCCCGACACUUCUCUCGGCCCUCGCACGGCUUGGAGAAAUUAUCCCUUCACUUUGCGUCGUUCUCAUCCUAAGCUCCACUCCACGACCUCUAUUCCUCCAGAAUGCCGCUGUCCCCCAUAUCAGUUUCCCACCCUACACCCGAAAAGAAUCUAUUGAUAUUUUACUGGCUUCCCCUAUGCCUACAAUCGAAGGCAUGUCCGAAGAAACAACAUCGCGCAUAUACCCACAUUUCGUCGCUACGAUCUACGAUACAUUGAUUGGACCAACUGCCGGCUCGAUCCUAUUGUUCCGAUCCAUCUGCGAUAGGCUAUGGCCUCGAUUCAUUUCUCCCAUUCUACAGGGUGAGACGCCCCCCGGCGGUAAUACGGCAUGGGAUUUCACACGACUCCUCGUCAAAAACCGGCCACUUUUCAGACACCAAGGCGAAUCAGCCCUGGUACAUCGCAUCGUGCCCGACAAAUCCACCACCGAUUCAGGCCCCCGCAAGCCUUUCGCACCCAGAGUCGCUCCCUCGGCGCUGCCAUCAUUACCAUAUUUCUCUACUUUAAUCUUGACAUCUGCAUAUGUUGCAUCUCACACUCCACAACGAUUAGAUACGAUAUUCUUCUCAAAAUUCUCUUCGUCUUCGCUAUCUGCACGAAAUAAGCGUGCCCACCACAGACGCCGACUUAAGGUGCUUUCUCAAGCGGAAGAAAGACAACAAGCUACCAAUGGCGACGCAUCUUCAAAGAAGGGCAAACGAUCAAAGACCCGUAUCACGAAGUCAACUCUUUCAUCUGCCUUUGCUACUUCCUCGGCUACAACUUCUGCUACUGGAGGUGCCGCAGGCAUUACUGGCCCAUCUACUAUUCUGACAGCACGUCCAUUCCCACUAGAACGUCUUCUAGCUAUAUAUCACGCUAUAGAUCCCAACCCACCUGCAAACCCGAUCCGAACCGGUGCUGUCGCUGAUCAGAUCUACGCUGAGCUUGCAACGCUUCGUCGUUUGCGUCUUGUUGUUCCGGCUUCCGGGCACCAUGGUGGACUUGGUAGUGGGAGUACUGGAAAUACUAGUGCGGAUGCAGGAGAAAAAUGGUGUGUGAAUGUUUCAGGCGACUGGAUUGGUGAAUUGGCGAAGGGCAUUGGUGUUGAGGUUGGUGAGUGGUUGGCUGGUGGGCUGGACUGA